Molecule: messenger RNA, 1266 nt
Organism: Drepanopeziza brunnea f. sp. 'multigermtubi' MB_m1
Lineage: Eukaryota; Fungi; Ascomycota; Leotiomycetes; Helotiales; Drepanopezizaceae
Biological process (GO): Golgi organization; proteasome-mediated ubiquitin-dependent protein catabolic process; autophagosome assembly
Cellular component (GO): cytosol; nucleus
Molecular function (GO): ubiquitin binding
Source: RefSeq, a predicted model, not a curated record
AUGGCAGACCCGGAGCUGAUGGAGGAGCGAUUGACACACAGUGCAGCUAUCACUCAGUUCAUCCAGAUUACCAACGCCCAAAUCGACGCUGCCGAGACAUGCCUCCGAGCAUAUGGAUGGGAUCUCGAUCAAGCAGUCACGGGAUGGUUCGAGCAGAACGAGCCAGAGGCAGAGGCAGGCGAGGAUACAGAGAUGGCAGGAGCUGAACCCAAACAAGAAGAAUACACCGGACCGCGAACUCUUGAUGGCAGACCUGCACCGCAAUCCAUCCCUGCUGUCGGUUCAUCCUCGAGCUCUGCUAAGCCAAAGAAGAAGGGAGGAAUCGCUACGCUGGGCUCUUUAAGUUCUGGAAGUCACGGCCACGGCCACGAUGAUGACGAUGACGAGGACGACGAGGACUUUGAUCCUGACGGGGAGCCUAGAGAUCUGUUUGCCGGUGGAGAGAAAUCGGGACUGGCUGUUCAGGAUCCCCCAUCGAGAAGUAAUGAUCCAAGAAAGGUUGUGAGCGAUAUCCUUAAAAAGGCAAAAGCAAACGCGGCCAGACCAGGCGGUGGACCCUCAUCAUCAGCAGCAGCUCCAUCCCGAUUCCGUGGCAGCGGCAUGACCCUCGGCGGUGAAGACACACCCUCUCAAGUCAUCCCCGAUCCUCAUCCCCAAGCCCCCGAAGUAGGCGAAACCCAAACCCGCAUUCUCCAUCUCUGGACCGAUGGUUUCAGCGUCGAGGACGGCCCUCUCCACCGUUUUGACGACCCCCAAAACGCCGCCGACCUCCAAAUGAUCCGCACCGGCCGAGCCCCCCUCCACCUAAUGGGCGUGCGUCCCGAUCAGCCCGUCGACGUCCAGCUCAUCAAGCACAACGAAGCUUACAAGGCCCCUCCUAAGGUCUACAAGCCAUUCAGUGGAUCCGGUAACAGACUGGGCAGCCCGACCCCUGGUGCUUCUACGACCAGUACCGCGCCUGCUGCGGCUCCGACUGCUGCUAGCUCGAAUGUUGGCCCUGUUGCACCAGCUAUCGAUGAUUCCCAGCCGACCGUUACUCUCCGUAUUCAGCUUGCAAGUGGUACCAGACUCACCGCUCGAUUUAACACUACCAACACGAUUGGCGAUAUCUAUGAUUUUGUCAAUUCCGCUGCUCGCGAAAACAAUGAGCGAGAUUGGGUCUUGGCUACCACGUUCCCGAAUAAGGAUCAUACGGACAAGUCGUUAGUCUUAGGCGAGAUGGCUGAGUUCAAGCGAGGUGGCAAUGCUGUUCAGAAGUGGACUUAG